Molecule: messenger RNA, 2213 nt
Organism: Oreochromis aureus
Lineage: Eukaryota; Metazoa; Chordata; Actinopteri; Cichliformes; Cichlidae
Gene: dpys
Product: dihydropyrimidinase
Exons: 9
Coding region: 400-1614 (404 amino acids)
Biological process (GO): pyrimidine nucleobase catabolic process
Cellular component (GO): cytosol; cytoplasm
Molecular function (GO): dihydropyrimidinase activity
Source: RefSeq, a predicted model, not a curated record
CAUAAGAACACUGUGUGGGCUGUUUUGUUCUGUCUCUUUACUGUGCUUAAGACUCUUUGCAGGUCUCUCCCCUAAUGAAGAGUAGUGAGCAGCUGAUUGGACCGUGGAACACGUGACCGCGUUCAAAAAGCCGCUCUGACAGCUCCCGCCAGAGAGAGAGAGAGAAGCGAGCGAGCGAGCAGUUUGACAGCCGGUCCUGGGCUGGCCCUGGUUUCCAGCCUAUACUUUUGCUGUGUGUUUGUGUGAGCGUGUUCUGUGAGAGCCGCUCCCCGUGUAUUAACUUAGUGUUUGGGCACCCAUAGCCUGAAGCGGAAGGGGUGAGCCGCCUUUUUCUUUGGAACCGCUUUCUCCUGUUUUUCGGGUUAGGGAGCGAGGGCUGCUCUGGCAGGAGGGACCACAAUGAUCCUGGACUUUGUCAUCCCCCAGAAGGGCAAGUCUCUUCUCGAGGCUCAUGACCGCUGGCGUGAGAUGGCUGAUCCCAAAGUUUGCUGCGACUAUUCGUUGCACGUUGCGGUCACAUGGUGGAGUGACAAGGUCAAGAAAGAGAUGGAGACUCUGGCCAGAGAGAAAGGAGUAAAUUCCUUCAAGAUGUUUAUGGCCUAUAAAGAUGUGUUUAUGCUGCAGGAUUCUGAGCUAUAUGCUGCUUUUGCUCAGUGUAAGGAGGUCGGAGCCAUAGCUCAGGUUCAUGCUGAGAAUGGAGAUUUGAUUGCAGAGGGGGCUAAGAAGAUGCUGUCCAUGGGCAUCACAGGACCAGAAGGCCAUGAACUGUGUCGGCCAGAAGAGGUGGAGGCCGAAGCCACCCAGCGAGCUAUCACCAUCGCCCAUGCUGUCAACUGCCCGCUCUAUGUGGUUCAUGUCAUGAGUAAAUCUGCCGCCAAGGUUGUGUCUAACGCACGCAGAGAUGGGCGUGUAGUGUUUGGGGAGCCAAUUGCAGCUGGGUUGGGCACUGAUGGUACCCACUAUUGGCACAAAGAUUGGGCCCAUGCUGCUGGCUUUGUCCUGGGUCCUCCACUUAGACCUGACCCUAGCACACCUGGGUACCUUAUGGACCUGCUAGCUAAUGAUGAUUUAAGCGUGACAGGGACGGACAACUGCACCUUCUCUGUGUGCCAGAAAGCCCUGGGCAAGGACGACUUCACCAAGAUCCCUAACGGUGUGAACGGUGUCGAGGACAGAAUGUCUGUCAUCUGGGAAAAAGGAGUGCAUAGUGGCAAAAUGGACGAGAAUCGAUUUGUGGCUGUCACCAGCAGCAACGCAGCAAAAAUCUUCAACUUCUACCCGCAGAAAGGCCGAAUUGCCAAGAACUCGGAUGCUGAUGUGGUUAUAUGGGACCCAAGGAUGACCAGGAAAAUAUCAGCCAAAACUCAUCACCAGGCUGUGGACUACAACAUCUUUGAGGGUAUGGAGUGUCAUGGGGUACCUGUCAUCACCAUCUCCAGAGGCAAAGUGGUGUAUGAGGAUGGGCAGCUGAAGGUGUCACCAGGACAUGGCCAGUUCAUCCACAGAAAACCAUUUUCUGAGUUUGUUUACAAAAGAAUCAAGCAGCGGGAGCAGGUGAGGAAACCUACAGCUGUGACCAGAAAGCCCUAUGAAGGCAAAGUCAUUUCUGUCUGAACAUAUACCUGAGAACAUAAAGGGCACCUUAAAUCUCCAACAGUGCAACCCAGAAGCUACCCAAUGCACAAACAACGGGUGUUUUCUUAAAGACAACCUUCUUUGGAGUAGCUUUUUGCAUUUCAAGCCUAUGAGGGUUAUAACAUGUUGAAUUUCUGCCUGAGUCAAUGCUCUGCUGGAAGAGGAAACUGAGUCACAUACAGCUGUAUCUGCAGUCAGCUCUGUUGAGUACACAGAUCACAAAAACCAACUCUGCUGCUGCAAACUAUACAUUUUUUUUCUAACACCAUUAUGUAAUAAUGCAACUCACCAUAAGAAAUGCAUAUCAGGCUUAUGCAUGAGUUCCUGGUUAGUAAAUGAAAAGUCUCUGAUUAGAAAAAAAAGACAAUUUCACUGUAUAUUGUGUUCUGUGCUCUAAAACAAUAGUAAAUCAACAUUUAUAGUUGUGUGUAAUUAUGAGUUUACUUCUUCACAGCAUGUUUUUGCAUUUUUUACCCCCAUCUUCUAAAAUGCCAGUUGCCAUUGGUAACAGAACUGUCUCUCACCCAAAAGCAUCCUCUCCCUUUGAUGAAAUACUCAUUAAAAUACACUGACAUGCA